Molecule: messenger RNA, 1095 nt
Organism: Paramecium tetraurelia
Lineage: Eukaryota; Ciliophora; Oligohymenophorea; Peniculida; Parameciidae
Exons: 1
Biological process (GO): dephosphorylation
Molecular function (GO): phosphatase activity
Source: RefSeq, a predicted model, not a curated record
AUGAUAGUAUUCAUUUUAUUCACAAUAAUACAUUCAAAAUAAGUCUCCUUCUUAAGACACGGUAUCAGAUCCCCCAAUGAUUACAAUGAUUUAGAUAAGGAGUUAUGGAGAGACUAUCCACAAGGAUACUUAACAUAGAAAGGAUUUGAUUAAGUGAGAUAGAUGGCCCUUAAUAAUUUCACAAUUCAUGAUGGAAGUGGUAUUUGCAAUUAUGAUUCCUUUCAUUUGAUCUCCUCUGCGAAACCAAGGGUUAUUCAUUCAGUGAUCGCCUUUAUUUAAGGAUUAUGUCCUUAAAAUUAUAAUGAAAUUCUGGUGCAAUAUUUUAGAGACUAUUAUCAACAAUAUUCUACAGAUCAGCAGAAUUUCAAUAAAAUAAUAAAUUCUAAUUUCAGUGACCCUUUCUCAUAAAAUUUUGAGACCUUCAAAAUGACUAAUGAUUUCAUGUUCCAUGGACACAAAAGUGAACAGUGCCCAUUAAUAGAUGUUCUUGAUGAUGCACUUUAUAGUAGUGCAGAAUAUAAUGAGAUAAACAAACAAGUGAGAUAACAUCCAUAGUUCAACAAUACUUUUAAGUUGUUUAAGAAAUGCAAUCCUAAUUCAAAUGUUACAGAAGACAGUAUUACAAUCACUUAAUUAAAAAAGCUAUAUUCAAAUAUUUUGUGUAAUGAGGCAUAGGGUUUAUAUGAUUAUAAUCUAAACCAAGAGUAGGUUGAAUAUUUGAUGAAUAUUUUUAAAUUUUAAUAUUUCGGAAUAGAUUAUUCACAACCACUUCAACAUUAAGCAACCUUAUCAUACAUACUGAAAUGGUUGUUUUAGGAAUUCUAUAGUGAAGUAGAGGAAAGUUUCUUUUAUGGACAUGAUGAUAACCAGUAUGCUUUAUUGUCAGUAAUAAUAAAAGAAUGGCCGUAUGUUAAAUUUGCAGGUAGGUUGCAAUUCAAAAUUACCGAUGAUUACGUGAAUGUAUUUUUAGAUGACCGAUUGCUCAUAACCAAUUUCUGCAGGGAAGGCGUUAAUUGCCAAAUAAGUGAAACUAUUAAGUACCUGAACAAAUAUAUAAAUCCAAACAUCGAAAGAGAUUGUUAACUGAUUAUUUGA